Messenger RNA from Dromaius novaehollandiae (emu), 5359 nucleotides. It is a transcript of the gene MGLL, whose product is annotated as monoglyceride lipase. The record is from RefSeq and is a predicted model, not a curated record. Bases 811 to 1746 code for a protein of 311 amino acids. The transcript is spliced from 8 exons. Gene Ontology annotation, cellular component: membrane. Lineage: Eukaryota; Metazoa; Chordata; Aves; Casuariiformes; Dromaiidae. Gene Ontology annotation, molecular function: monoacylglycerol lipase activity.
GGCUCCCCCGGGAGCAGCCCCGAGCCGCGGCAGCGCGCGGCGGAGCCGCCCGGCUCUGGGUCGCCUCGGGGAAGCGGGGAGGCUCUGCCUUGCCGCGGCAGGAGGAUGCGUGCGCGGGGUUUGCAUCAGCACCCUCCUGCCUGCAACCUGGGAUCGCGUUGGUGCUUGAAUCCCUCCUCCUCCCCUCCCUCCCGCUCCCCCGUCUCGCAGCUAGAGGCUGGUGAAGUUGUGUUUGCACACGAGAUGGCUUCGCAGCAGAGAUCGCUCUGAAAAAAAGAUCUCCCCACUUCCCCCUUUCGCCGUGGCCUUGGAGCAGUAAGUGACGGGAAGGAAGUAAAGUUGCAAACAACCUGCAGCAGCAGCAACUUUCUGGGCUGCUACAGCUGCAUGUGUUCAAGGUGCCUUUGAUGUGUGCAGCAGCUUCUGGAAAGUGGACUGCAGCUUUCCCACUCGUCAGCCCUCCCUCUCCCCCACCCUCCCAGCCUCCCCUCCCACCACCGCCACUUCAGCCCACACACGCAAUUUGUUUGAGAAAAACUGAUGAAAUGAACAAGAAGUGGUGAAUUACCCAAGCGACUUUCCUUGAAGAGCGAUCGAGCCUGGGAAGAGGAGCUCCAGCAAGCCCAGCGCAGCCGCCCGGCGCACCGGAGCUGGCCAGGAGGGACCAGCCGUCAACUGAGCGGGGACCUGUGGGGGCUGCAUGGUUGGUGGAGUGUUAGUGUAUCUCCAUAGCAAGAUGCAAAAAGCCUUAUCUGCUUGCAUUUGACUUGCGAUGCCGGCUUCUUACUAGAAUGCAAGCCCUUGCACAGGAUGAAAACAGGUCAUUCUUCCAGAAUGCCAGAGGAAAGUUCACCAAAGCGGAGUCCUCUAAACAUCCCAUAUAAGGACCUGCCCCAUAUCAUCAAUGCUGAUGGGCAGCAUCUCUUCUGCAGGUAUUGGAAGCCAGCAGGAACUCCCAGGGCCCUCGUGUUUAUUGCUCAUGGUGCUGGGGAACACUGCGGCCGUUAUGAUGACUUGGCCCAGAGGCUGACAGGACUUAACUUGUUUGUAUUUGCCCACGACCAUGUUGGCCAUGGGCAGAGCGAGGGUGAUCGUAUGGUUGUGUCAGAUUUCCACAUCUUCAUCAGGGACAGCUUGCAGCACAUUGAUCUCAUGAAGAAAGAGCAUCCUGGCCUCCCCAUUCUCAUUCUGGGACACUCCAUGGGGGGAGCCAUCUGCAUUCUGACAGCUAGUGAGAGACCCAGUGAGUUUUCAGGCAUGCUGUUAAUCUCUCCUUUAGUGGUAGCCAACCCAGAAGUCGCCACACCCAUCAAGGUUUUUGCAGCUAAAGUGCUCAACUUUGUUCUCCCAAACCUGUCCCUGGGAUCAAUAGAUCCAAAUGCAAUUUCCCGGAACAAGAAGGAGAUGGAAUCGUACACAGCAGAUCCCCUGGUCUACCACGGUGGCAUGAAGGUCUCCUUUGUCAUCCAGCUGAUGAAUGCCAUUGCCAGAAUUGAGCGAGCUCUGCCCAAGCUCACUCUGCCCAUCCUGGUACUACAUGGCUCUUCUGACAAGCUCUGUGACAUCAAAGGGUCCUAUUUACUGAUGGACACAGUGCAGAGCCAGGACAAAACACUCAAGGUAUAUGAGGAAGCCUAUCAUGCCCUCCACAAAGAGCUGCCUGAGGUCACUACCUCUGUCUUCACAGAAAUACUAACAUGGGUUGGCCAGAAGGUCCCAGCAGCUGAGGAAACCAGCCAUACUUAAGAGCAAUUAUUUUUGCAGCUCUUUCUGGGGUUUUCUGGGGAUAGAUGCUGUUCUUAAUAGAAGUCUCUCUGAAAAAGAUCUAACACAGAGGGGCCCUUGGGAUAUUUUACCAUGCACAGCAUGAGGGAGGGUGGGGGGAGAGGCACAAGAUGGAGCACUUUUUGCUCACAUAAAUGGCCAUUGCCCUAAUCUCAGAAAGAAUUUAUAGCUGUGAGAGCAACCAUUAAAGCUUUCCAGGUUGGGUGGCUUUAUUAAACAGCCCCUUAUCCACUAAGCCUCCUCUAUCACUUCCCCUUCUCUGUUUUUGCUGAGGUACCAGGAGUGUAUUUAUACUGCAAUAAUUUUUGGUAUGUUAAACAAGUCCGUAUCUUCCAUUUUAUGGUUUUGAUUCCAGGUAUGUACAGUCCCAUCCCUCUUCCCACCAUCCAGUACCUUAAAAGUCCUGGCCCUUGAGAGGAGAGUGCUGGCUGGGUAACGCAGAGAGGCUGAAAGGCAGAGCUGAUGGGGGUGGGAACAGACUGAUGCUUGAAAGUGAAAGGCUAGUUUUCAAGGUCAGACCCCUUCGGAUGCUACCUUUAUUAGCAGACCAGGCCCAAGGGGAGAGAAUACACAGUGUGUGUUUUCUCCCCCCACCCUAACUCCUCUGUGAGUUUGUGCUCUGGGAAAGCAUGUUGAACAGCUUUUUAACUUUCAUCAUCGGAACAAAAUCCCAGAGGGGAAAAGGAUGAAUGUAGAAUCAAACUCACUUAGCACAUUCAAAAACCGUGCUAUUCUCAGUGCCAACCCCCAUCUCCUCUGCAAGGUGAACUACUCUGUAAAUAUUCCUAGGGGCUGCUUUCUUUCUUUCUUUUAAUUUUUGGAUUAAUUACUUGUGCUACUGAAACUAAAGAAGCAAAGUCAGAGUUUUAAGAGAAUAUAGUAAUAUAAUAUAUGAUGUAUAUAGCAGUGGCUGGGAGCUGGGGAAGAAAUGGGAGGAGAGUCUAAAGAAGGGGUUAAUUGUUCCUUUUCUUGGCAAGGAAUAAUGUUGUCCUACCAGGAUCCAGUUCUCUCACCAUAACUUUACAGUCAUAAUCUGUUGUUUUCCUUCAUCAGUUGGAAAAUGUCCUGAAAAAAAUGCUACAGAGAAGCGCAGAGCAUCUGGUGGGUGGGGAGUAGCAGUGGGUGUCCUCAUGGGCCAUCAGUUUAGUAGGAGACCCAAAGCAUGAAUAGAAAUCCUUUCCAAGCACCACCCGUUCUCCUCCUAAGCAGCAUAGCCACCAGCAUAGCAGGGUCAGCACGGGGCUGAGCUCAUCCUUUUACACAAGGUGGGGAGCUAAACGCAGAGUAUAGGGUACAAUCAGUCCAAUGUAAGUCUUGCUGUCCUGGGGGUAUUCAGGGGCACUGGUGUGCAAGCUGCCUUGGAGCACCCUGUGAGCUGAUUCCGUGGGGCAGACGAGCCAAAUGCUAGAGCUGACUGGGUCUCCAAUGGCAGAGGGGCUAAAGGAAAGACCAAAGACCCUGUCAUGGAGCAAGGGCAUUAUAUCAACACAGCAAAAGCAGUGUAGUGAUCACAACACAGCUGUGCUGGUAAAUUUACCCAAAAGAUGGCCCUAAUUAUUAGUAUGCCUCUUGGCAUUAGCCAAAGGGAAGAGGUUUAACUUGCCUGUCUCCCUUCAGUUUUGCAAGAAGCAGCCGCCAGUAAAUGCUCCAUAAGAGAAACUGGAGCAUCUUGCACAGUGACAAAACAAGACCCCUGUUUCCUUCCCUGGUAGCAGUGGAAGUAGUGGUAGCAGUUCUGGCACAAUUCAGGAAAGGGACCUCUGUGCAAUAACAGUCAGAAUCAGGUCGGACCCCAUGUAGCCCCAUCGAUGAGGAUGUACCAGCAAUGCAUGGAGGCAUGUUAUGCCCUUGUCCUCACAACUGCCUUGGGGACCUAGUCAGGAAAGCUCUUUUAUGAGCUGGUGUGGGCAUUUCUACACUUGUGUUUUCCUGCCUCUGAAGAGAGGAAUCAGCUGUAGUUUUCCUAGCAAUGUGAGCUUUUGAUUAAAAUGUUAUUCCAGUGCAAUCUAGCACUCUCACUAACCCCUGCUGAACCUGCAGCGACACUUGCUAGUAGAAUGAGGAGAUGCACAGGUUGCCUGCUCCGUAUCUUCCCACGGGCUGGCUUGCUCUAACAUUUUUUUCACUGAGCAAGGUCUCUCCUUGUCAAAUACUGUGGGGGAAAGACAGCAAGUGUGGAAAGAUUUCAGUGGUGAUAAUCCUCACCUGCUUCUUCAGCUGGAACAGGAAUUGAGCUGGCAUGAUCCAGUGGUGCCAGAUGUUUGGGGUAGUAGCAAGAUGGUAACUUAAGGAUGAGAUUUUUCAAAAGCACUUUUGCUGAGGAAGUCAGUAGGAGCAGAUCCAUGCCCAUGGCCUUUAAAUCCCUUCCCAAACUGACACGCACUUUGUGGGGGAGAGGGAAGUGACCCUCCAGCAGGAAGGUCAGGGCCCAUCUGCUCCUUCCAACCUGGCUUCAGGCAGAGGAAGGUCUGCAAUCAGUGCCUUUGCUAAAGCGUGUCCUUUCACCAAGGAGCAUCUGCAGCUCAGAAGAAAUAAAAGGAAACCAAUUAUGUCAAUCUAGGGAAGACUCAUCCCUGUAUCUAGCUAAGCUCAGCAACGAUAUGUGGCCCAGGGAAGCUGCAUUUGAAAAUCAGAUCAACAAACAAAAACAUAGCUCAGUUUAAAAUACAACAACAAAAAAACUCACCCCCACGCACAGCAGAGGUUGAUGCCACCCUCAGCCAACUUUCUGAAGAGCCAUCUUUUAAGGAAAUUAGCACAGGGAAACCUUCCUGAAAAGAAGCCCUAGACUUUCUGCCAGGCUACCUGCUGCCUGCCUCUGCCCAUGUACACCUCCAGAUUUUCAGGUGGUGGAAAUUAGUGUGGAAGCAGCAAGCCACAAGCAAAUCAGCAUGGGCCACUUGAGAUGCUGAUUUCCAGCAGCCAGUUCUCAGCCAGCACAGUCCAGCUCUCACUGCUGUUGCUGAUCCCUUACCCUGCGCGUAAGCUACUUUAUAUUGACCCAGUUAGGUUGCACCAUGCCCUGGAGGAACGCUUCCUUUAUUGAUCAGAUUAGCAACGAGCAGAGCUGCUGCUAAGGGAAAUGCAAUUAAAGUCUAUUUUCAAAUGGCAGUUACCAUUUAUAGGGAAGAGCACAGCUGGCCUCGUGAACGUUGCUGGGUGGAGAUACUCGAGAGGCCUGUCUGCCUUUGGGAAUAGGUGGCGUUCACGACUGAGCAAUAGUAACGUGCAACUACUGUAUAUAUCACUACCUGUAGCACUGAGGGACCAUUCCCCCAGGCCUACCCGUGACAUUUUCUAUUUAGUCUGUUCUUUUUAUACCACUUCCCUAGCACACUGCCAGCACAAACCCAUUGAGAUCACACUUAAUUUUUGAAGUAAUUUCUGAGCUUGUCUCUCUUUGUUCCACUGUGUUCCAGUUCAAUAAAAUACAUACAUACAUAUAUAUAUAUAUAUAUAUAAAAACAUAUAUACAUACACAUGUAUUUUCAGUGGGAAAAACCAUGUACAAGUUUAGGAUUCUUAAAGGAAUACAAUGUAUAUUGCAACUAAUAAUAAAGUUAUGUUUUCUGAA